AUGGCAAUGAUCAAGACCCUGUCUCAGUUCACUGCCAACCAGAACUAUUUCAGUGGCUCGAUUCCUCGUGGAAUUACUACUCAUGUGAGUGUUUUGGACCUCAGCUAUAAUAGUCUCACCGGGGAGAUCCCAUCAGACCUCCUGUCGCCGCCGAAUUUAGAGUUUGUGGAUCUCUCCAGCAAUCUCCUUGAAGGACCCAUAUCUGGGAAUUGGUCACAAAGGCUCUAUCGUCUGCAACUUGGCGGUAACAAACUCAAUGGAAGCAUUCCAUCAACAAUUGGGAAGCUUUCCAAUUUGACAUAUCUAGAGUUGAAUGACAAUGUAUUGGGUGGAGAGAUUUCAUCUGGGCUGGGGAAUUGUACAAAACUGAUGCUGUUGGAUCUAUCUUCCAAUCAGUUUCAAGGGAAUUUGACAAAGGCAUUGGGUUACCUUGAACAACUAGUGGUCUUGAAGCUUCAAGACAACCAACUUAGUGGAGAAAUACCCGAUGAACUCCUGAAGUUUCGGAAUUUGAGCACUCUUGAUCUCAGCCAGAACUUGCUCACUGGUGAGAUACCUCCAGCAGUUUUCAACUUAAACAAGCUUUCAGUUCUGAAUUUACGAAGCAACAGAUUCUAUGGUGCAAUACCUGAUAGCAUCAGUAGCUUCGAGAAUCUGAUACAACUGCAGUUGGCAAACAACAAACUGAAUGGAACACUACCAAGCAUGCCAACGAGCUUGAGGAUAGCUCUGAAUCUCAGUAGCAACCUCUUCAGUGGAUCCAUACCUCCAUAUCUCGGUGCUUUAUCUCAGUUGGAGAUUCUCGACCUCUCAAACAAUCAUUUUAGUGGUGAAAUUCCAACCUCUCUUACUACAAUUCAAAGCCUGAUAGAAUUGGAUCUCUCUGAUAAUCAGCUUUCUGGAGUGCUUCCAAAUUUUCCUACAUUUGUCAAAGUCAUAACCACUGGAAAUAAGGAUCUCAUCAUCCCAAUUUCAAGCUCUAACACCAGUACAUAUUCAACUAACACUGAAACUAAGAUAAAAAUUUCUGACGUCCUUGUUAUGAUUGUGGCUUUUGUUGGAGGCUUCACUGUUUCAGUCUCAGCGGGUGCAGUUAUCCAAUAG
This is a messenger RNA of Elaeis guineensis (African oil palm), 1104 nucleotides long. Lineage: Eukaryota; Viridiplantae; Streptophyta; Magnoliopsida; Arecales; Arecaceae. The record is from RefSeq and is a predicted model, not a curated record.